Messenger RNA from Musa acuminata AAA Group (dessert banana), 2252 nucleotides. RefSeq names its product 5'-adenylylsulfate reductase-like 5. The record is from RefSeq and is a predicted model, not a curated record. The transcript has 4 exons. NCBI's taxonomy places the organism in Eukaryota, Viridiplantae, Streptophyta, Magnoliopsida, Zingiberales, Musaceae. Bases 1310 to 2059 code for a protein of 249 amino acids.
GCCAAAACUUCUCGCAAUCGUUUCGCCCCACACCCUCUUCCGCGUCGAACACCUUGUGCUUCUCUUCCGUGGAGCCGCUCCAUAUAUCUAUCUAUAUGAUGGUCGUCUCCGGGUGGUGGAGUGAAUUCCAUAAUCCUUCUUCCUUGCCCCGUUCUCUUCUUCGAUCCGUGAACACCUCGUGCUACUCACUACACGACCAGCAUCCAGGAUCUGUGCUGCCUCGGCCGCGUAUGCGAAGCCCGCAGACUAUUCGAAGAAAUGCCUCACACAGACACCGUCACCUGGAACUCCGUGAUCUUCCGCCACUCCAUUUCAAUGAGCAACAUUCAUUUGUUUUAAAUCGUGCUGCUCUUUCAGUGACUCAGCUCAUGGUGCAUCCUUCUCAAAACUAUUUCUCAUUUAUAUUAUAGACUUUUGAAUCAUGAUAUAUUUUUUAUUUAUUUGCCUUAUAGUAUAAAGAAUUUUAAAGUGUCAUUGAAAUAUCUAUGAAUUUGAAGUUCUUGUUUAUUUGAUCUUUUGACAUCCUCUUACAGUUGCUUGAUUGUGCAAAUUUCUGAAGUCAGAUUUUUUAAUCAAUUUCAUACCUAUCUCAUACACCUAUGAGAUGUAUAUCUCUGACUUCCAACUUUUGAUAUCUGAAAAUUAUCAAUUUUUAACAGCUGCAUCAAUCGUCUUUUGAGCUCUGGAUGUUGAUCUUUCCUGUCCCCUCUCCCUGUUGUAUCUGCUUUUCCAUUCAUUUACCAUUUGCUGAAUCUUUUUUGUUCUUUGACAUGGCUAAUUCAUAUAGUUGUCCUUGCCGUCUUUACAUAAUGAUUUAGUUUAUAAACGAUCAACUCAGAAGUUGGACAGAUCACCUGGCAUUUCACUUUGAUCUCUUUUUCUUUUUUGCAGGGCAUUAAUACAUCCAUAGAAUAUGUCAUGGUGGUCAAGUUUAGCAAAUGCCAGACCGAGAAGCUUAUACCGUGUCUUGUAUUCGGAGGCUAAAGGUACCAGCUAGGAUGCCACUCUAUAUUGUUUGAAGAAAGGAAGUGAACAAUUGCUACUUUAGUGAAAGUAAGCACUUGUGAUAUGUCUCUAAAAAACCAUGAAAAAAAAUCAGUCUGUCAAUCACAAAGAGGAAAAGAAGGAUAAGAUGAAGCAGCUGAAAGUGCAAUCAGUAGGUUGAGGUGGCUCAACUUUUCUUCUGUAGCAAUGCAGCAGAAGUCUGGUGGCAAAUGACCCAUUCUCUGGCCAUAUUGCAAGUUCAUGCCAGCACAAGCACAGAACAAUCAGCAUCUCCAAAGCAGUCCUUUGUUUGAAACGAGAAUAUAUGGAUGCUGUCUUCUUUCUUGUACUGGUGAGUGGAGAGAUGCUUGAAAGAGAGCUUUCUAAUGAUCAAAGUGCUUAUUACUCUGUCCUCUUCUACGCAUCAUGGUGCCAAUUCUCAUCCGACAUUCAGCCUAUCUUUGAUGCUCUUAGUUACAUGUUUCCUCAAAUAAAACAUUUAUUAGUUGAAGAAUCGUCAGUCAUGCCAAGUGUCCUCUCGAGAAAUGGCAUUCACAGUUUUCCAGCUAUAAUGCUGUUUAAUGGGACAACAAGGUUUCGGUAUCGUGGCUCAAAGGAUUUUACUUCCCUGGUCCAUUUCUACAAGAGAAGUACAGGUUUGGAUCCAAUAACAUAUCUGGAAAUUCAUCAGUCCAGUUCAGGAAAUGCGAGGGCCGUCAUAGUUCAGGUUGAGUCCAUAUGGGAGUUGAUAACCAAGGAAUCUUACUUAACAUUUGCCAUACUUUUCAUCUGUCUGAAGAUAAUUAUGUGCUUCUUUCCUUUGAUCUACCUUCGCUUCAAAUCUUUCUGGGUCUCACAUGUCUGGCCUGUGAACUUAAGGAUCCUUCAUGAAUCAAGCCUGCUAUUGGAGAAAGUACUGCAGGUAGUUGACAUAAAAAGGAUGUGGAGCAAUAUUCAACUCUCCAACAAGACAAGGAACUUUCAAAAAGGGGCAAAUAAUGCCCGGGUUUGGGCAUCUUCCCUUACAAGACUGAACGAGUCAUCUUCCUCAAGAUUAGCCCUUAAGGACUCGUAGUUUUCUCUUAUAUCGAUCAAUGUACACCCACCAUACCUUUCAUGGAGCAACACUAGUUAUUUCUCUUUUUGUUCUUGCUGUAGGCACAUGGAAAGCAAAUCACGUGUAGAUUUUGAGUACUAAAUCAUUUUGUAUAUUGGAUACUGUGGCUGCAUUUUUAGCAUAAUGCAAAGUCCAUGGGUGUUCAUCUUUA